AUGCCUAAGCCAAUUUGUGUACAAUGUGGUGCCAAUGAUUCUUUACUGUGGCGAAGCGCAGAGAACGGUCAGAUAUGUAACGAAUGCCACCUAGCCAAUACCACAAAUAAAGAAGCAAAGUUAGAGACCUCACACGCUAAAUCGGAUACUGAUGAUAAAAAAGAAGAUAAAGAGGACGUUGAAACAAAGAAUGGAAAGAGUGAAAUCGAAUCUACUCCUGCUAAAGCUACAGGAAAGGGAACCAGGAAAAGUACAAGAACUACCAGGUACAAGACCAAAACUCCGGCCCCUGCACAGUCUAAACCUCCCGCACCUCGUGGAAGAGGUCGUAGAAGUAUUUUUAAGCGACCGCCUCUUAAAGCUCCAACAGCUACUGCAACUGUAGUGACAAGUGAUUCCAUAUUCUUUAAGGGUAGCUACAUGCAAGUGGGGGAUAUUGUAUCAAUGAUUGAUGUAGAAGGUGGCACAUACUAUGCACAGAUCCGUGGAUUUCUCACAGAUCAAUAUUGCGAAAAGAGUGCUGUAGUUACCUGGUUACUACCUACUAAGGCAAGCCCACCUCCGGAACAGGGCUUUGAUCCAGCUACCUAUAUAAUUGGUCCAGAAGAAGACUUGCCGCGUAAAUUGGAAUACAUGGAAUUUGUAAUGCAUGCUCCAUCUGAUUAUUACAAAGCUAGCAACACUCCAUACCCUCCAACAGACGCAGAGAUCAAUAAUUGCAAUGGAUUUAUAUGGACAUCAUUAGAACCUAAAGAAAGAUGU
Iphiclides podalirius (scarce swallowtail) is the source of this 762-nucleotide messenger RNA. Lineage: Eukaryota; Metazoa; Arthropoda; Insecta; Lepidoptera; Papilionidae. The record is from the annotation of a GenBank genome assembly.